AACGGCCUUCCAUCCCUUGCCCAGGAGGCGAUGGAUUACUCCUACGACGACGAUUUGGACGAGCUGUGCCCGGUCUGCGGGGAUAAAGUCUCCGGCUACCAUUACGGGCUGCUGACCUGCGAAAGUUGCAAGGGCUUCUUCAAGAGAACGGUUCAGAACAACAAACACUACACCUGUACGGAGAGCCAGAAUUGUAAGAUCGACAAGACGCAGCGAAAGAGGUGCCCCUACUGCCGGUUCCAGAAGUGCCUCGCGGUGGGGAUGAAACUUGAAGCUGUGCGCGCCGACCGCAUGAGGGGCGGCCGGAACAAGUUUGGCCCCAUGUACAAGCGCGACCGGGCCAUGAAGCAGCAGAAGAAGGCCUUGAUCCGCGCCAACAGCUUCAAACUGGAGACGCCGCCCGCCAUCGUGUCCCCGGCGCAGGCCGAGUAUGGCGGUCUGUCGGCCUCGCUCCACGGCCUGAGCCACCACCACCACCACCAGCCCGGCGUGGCGAAGGGAGUGGCGCCGCCCGGGAUCAGCGGCGGGAUCAGCAGCUCGGCCGCCAUGACGCCCGUCGACUACGAGCGCGGCUCCUACGGGGCCCUGGCCGUCCCGGUGCCCUCGGCUCCCGGCCCACUCCCCGGCGGAUACCACUAUCCGGCAUUCACCAGCCGGGCCAUCAAGUCCGAGUUCCCGGACCCGUACGCCACCCAUCCCAACGAGGCGGCGCCGGCCUACCCCUACCCGGAGGUCUACGCCGGAGGGAGCUCGCCGGCCCCGGGGGCUGACAUGCCCGACGUGAUCCUCAAGCUGCUUCAGCAGGAGCCCGACGAGGCGCAGGUCAAGGGCCGCAUCCUGGCCUGCCUGCAGGAGGAGCAGAGCAAGGGCCGGCACGACAAGCUCAGCGCCUUCGGCCUCAUGUGCAAGAUGGCGGAUCAGACCCUCUUCGCCAUUGUGGAGUGGGCGCGAGGCUGCGUCUUCUUCAAGGAGCUGGAGGUGGGUGACCAGAUGAAGCUGCUGCAGAACUGCUGGAGUGAGCUGCUGGUCUUUGACCACAUUUUCCGCCAAGUGCAUUAUGGGAAGGAGCACAGCAUCUUGCUGGUGACGGGCCAGGAGGUGGACAUGUCGACCAUUGCCAUGCAGGCGGGAUCCAUCCUGAACAACUUGGUGCUGAGAGCCCAUGAGCUGGUCCUACGCUUGCAUUCGCUCCAGGUGGACAGGCAAGAAUUCGUUUGCUUGAAGUUCCUCAUCCUCUUCAGUCUCGAUGUGAAAUUCGUGGAGAACUCCAGCGUGGUCAAGGAGGCGCAGGAGAAAGCCAACGCCGCCCUGAUGCAGUACACCGUCUGCAACUACCCGCACGCCACGGACAAGUUCCGCCAGCUUCUCAUGCAGCUGGCCGACAUCCGGUCGCUGAGCAUGCAGGCGGAAGAAUACCUGUAUCACAAACACCUGAGCGGCGACGUGCCUUGCAACAACCUCCUGAUUGAGAUGCUCCACGCCAAGAGGACUUGA
Molecule: messenger RNA, 1494 nt
Organism: Lacerta agilis (Sand lizard)
Lineage: Eukaryota; Metazoa; Chordata; Lepidosauria; Squamata; Lacertidae
Gene: NR5A1
Product: nuclear receptor subfamily 5 group A member 1
Exons: 7
Coding region: 31-1494 (487 amino acids)
Biological process (GO): tissue development; hormone-mediated signaling pathway; regulation of transcription by RNA polymerase II
Cellular component (GO): RNA polymerase II transcription regulator complex
Molecular function (GO): nuclear receptor activity; zinc ion binding; RNA polymerase II cis-regulatory region sequence-specific DNA binding
Source: RefSeq, a predicted model, not a curated record